Messenger RNA from Polyodon spathula (Mississippi paddlefish), 13878 nucleotides. RefSeq names its product FAT atypical cadherin 3a (gene fat3a). The transcript is spliced from 22 exons. Gene Ontology annotation, biological process: homophilic cell-cell adhesion. Lineage: Eukaryota; Metazoa; Chordata; Actinopteri; Acipenseriformes; Polyodontidae. Gene Ontology annotation, molecular function: calcium ion binding. Gene Ontology annotation, cellular component: cell-cell junction; plasma membrane. The coding region runs from base 13 to 9570 and encodes 3185 amino acids. The record is from RefSeq and is a predicted model, not a curated record.
AACUACGACAGCAUGUUUGACAUUGAAAAAGGAGUGGGAACGAUUGUCAUUGCAAAGCCAUUGGAUGCAGAACUCCGGUCCAUGUACAACAUGACUGUGGAGGUCACAGACGGAUCCAAUAUUGCUACCACACAGGUGUUUAUUAUGGUCUUGGAUAACAAUGAUAAUGGCCCAGUCUUCUCCCAGCCCAGUUAUGAAAUCACCAUUUCUGAGGACACUGCACCAGAGACGGAGGUCCUGCAGAUUAUCGCUAUGGAUAGAGACGAGAAGCACAAGCUGAGCUAUUCCAUCCACAGCAGCAUUGACCCUGCCAGUAUGCGAAUUUUCCGCAUUGACCCCAGUGCAGGGACCAUGUACACCACGGAGAGGCUAGACCACGAGGCUCGUGCACAGCAUGUCUUAACUGUUAUGGUGAGAGACCAGGAAUUUCCAUAUCGUAGAAACUUGGCGCGAGUCCUAGUUAACGUUGAUGAUGCAAAUGACCACGCCCCCUCCUUCACCAGUGCCCUUUACGAGGGUUCCGUGUUCGAAUCUGCUGCUGUCGGUUCUGCUGUGCUGCAGGUGACCGCUUUAGACAGAGAUAAAGGAGAAAAUGCAGAGCUUCUUUAUUCUAUCGAAUCAGGAAACACUGGGAACACCUUCAGAAUUGAACCAGUUUUGGGAAUCAUAUCAGUCGGCAGAGAACUUGACCUUGCAUCCAUCGGCCAUUAUGUAAUAACAGUUAGAGUUACUGAUCAUGGAUCACCUGCAAUGGGUACUACCACAAUGGUGCGAAUCUCUGUCACAAUUUCGGACAACUCCCACCCAAAAUUCCCUCAGAAGGAGUACCAAGCGGAGGUGAAUGAAAAUGUUGCCGUCGGAACUUCUGUCACAAUAAUUGCAGCUGUGAGCUUGUCAACUUUGGUUUAUGAAAUCACGGAGGGGAACUUUGAAAAGGCUUUCAAAAUUAAUCAGUAUUCAGGAGUUAUUACAACUCGGAAACCCCUUGAUUAUGAAUAUAUUUCUUCUUAUCUGCUGAUAGUCCAAGCAUCCAACAUGGCCGGGAUGGCUUCUAAUGUGACUGUCAACAUCCAGAUUGUUGAUGACAAUGAUAAUCCUCCCGUCUUCCAGCAGUCACAGUAUGCAGGCAGCAUAAGUGAAGCCGCCCCCAUCAAUAGUGUUGUCUUGAGCACAAAUGACAGUCCCUUGGUAAUAAGAGCUGCUGACGCAGACAAAAAUCAAAAUGCUCUGCUUGUCUAUGAGAUUGUAGAAGAUACAGCCAAGAUGUUCUUUACGGUAGAUUCUAGCACAGGAUCAGUAAGGACCAUAGCUAAUUUGGACCAUGAAACAUUUUCAAGCUUUCAUUUUCAUGUGCACGUAAAGGACAGCGGAAAACCGCAGCUAACAGCGGAGAAUCCUACUGAGGUUAACAUCCAGGUGCUUGACAUCAAUGACUCCCCUCCCAAAUUUUCCCAGGAUGUUUACGAAACUAUGCUGUUGCUUCCCACUUACAAAGGAGUUGAGGUUCUUAAGGUUUCAGCCACUGACCCCGAUUUAGAAGUCCCAUCUGAGCUAACCUACACACUAACCGAAGGAAAUACAGACCACUUUUUCAUUGAGCCCACAAGUGGUGUCCUUACAGUUAAGAACAACAGCUUUUCUAAAGAUCGCUAUCGGCUUAAUGUGAGGGUUUCCGAUGGGAAGUUCUACAGCACAGCCUUGAUUACUGUUUUAGUCAAGGAAGCUAUAGAAAGUGGUCUCUCCUUUACACACAGUGUGUAUUCCACUUCAAUCGUGGAGAACAGCACUAACAUAACAAAGGUGGCAGUGGUGAACGCUGUGGGCAACCGGCUGAAUGAGCCACUUAAAUACAGCAUUUUAAACGCCGGCAGCAAGUUCCAAAUAAAACCAACUUCAGGAGUAAUUCAGACAACCGGGAUUCCAUUUGACCGGGAGGAACAGGAGGUUUACGACCUGGUGGUGGAAGCAAGUCGUGAGCAUGAUCGCCUGAGGGUUGCAAGGGUGGUGGUCAAAGUCCAGGUGGAAGACAUCAAUGAUAACCCGCCUGUGUUUGUGGGCCUUCCUUAUUACGCUGCAGUACAGGUUGACGCUGAUCCUGGAGCUCCUAUUUACAGAGUGAGAGCAGUAGACCGCGACAAGGGGAUUAAUGGUGAGGUAGCUUAUUUUUUAAAGGAUGACCAUGAACACUUUGAAAUCAGCAGACACACUGGUGAUGUCACGUUGAAAGAAGUUUUUGAGUCUGAUUUGUCCAACACUGAGUACGUGGUCAUUGUUUCCGCAAAAGAUGCUGGAAAUCCUUCACUUUCCUCUACCAUUGAACUCCCAAUCACUAUAGUAAAUAAAGCCAUGCCUGUUUUUGAUAAAGCUUUCUAUGCAACAUCGGUUAAUGAAGACAUAGCGGCACACACACCCGUUCUUAGUAUUAAUGCCACCAGCCCUGAAGGCCAAAAUAUUAUAUACACAAUUGUGGAUGGUGACCCUUACAACCAGUUUGACGUUGAUUUUGACACUGGCAUAAUAAGUGUGAUUAGUUUGCUAGACUAUGAAGUCAGCUCCAGUUUUAGGCUUCUUAUCAGGGCAACAGACUCUCUCACUGGAGCAAGGGCUGAGGUCGCUGUGGAUAUAACAGUACUUGAUGUGAAUGACAACCCUCCAGUUUUUGAGAAGGUGACCUAUAAGACAUCCUUGUCGGAAACCUCCAUGAUUGGGACUCCUGUUGUGCAAGUUGUGGCUGCUGACAAAGAUUCAGAAAACAAUCGCAUUGUACGUUAUCAGAUUGUUUCAGACAUCUAUAAUAGCACUGAUUAUUUUCACAUAGACAGCAGUAGUGGGCUUAUACUGACAGCACGUAUGUUGGACCAUGAAUUGAUACAGCAAUACAACUUCAUCAUCAGAGCAACAGAUAAUGGAUUCCCACCCCUAAGCAGUGAAGUAUCAGUUACUGUUAAUGUGAAUGAUAUGAACGACAACCCUCCAGUCUUUAACCAGUUACUGUAUGAGUCGCAAGUGAGUGAACUUGCCCCAAAAGGGCAUUUUGUGGCUUCCGUUCAGGCAUCCGAUGCCGAUAGCUCUGACGUUGACAAACUCGAAUAUAGCAUCUUGUCAGGGAAUGAUCACAUGAACUUUAUAAUGGACAGCAAAACAGGAAUCAUUACCUUGUCCAGUCACCGCAAGCAAAGGAUGGAGCCGAUGUACAGCCUGAAUGUAUCUGUGUCUGAUGGCGUGUUCACCAGUACAGCCCAGGUGCAUAUCAAAGUAUUAGGGGCAAAUCUGUACAGCCCUGUGUUUUCUCAAAAUGUUUAUGUCGCAGAGGUUCGUGAAAAUGCUGCUGUAGGUUCAAAGGUUGUCCAGGUGAAGGCCACUGACCCGGAUUUAGGUUCAUUUGGUCAAAUCGCCUACUCUUUUGUGAAUGACUUUGGGAAGGACCAGUUCUCUAUUGGUGCAACAGGGCAGAUUACUACAAUGGAAAAGCUGGACAGAGAGAAUCCUGCAGAUGGAGAUAUCAUUUUAACCGUGAUGGCCCUGGAUGGUGGUGGCAGGGCGUCCUUUUGCACUGUUAGGGUGAUUCUGGUCGAUGAAAAUGAUAAUGCCCCUCAGUUCAGAGCUGUAGAGUACAGAGCGAGUGUGAAGGCUGAUGUUGGGAAUGGGUUCCUGGUUACGCAGGUGCAAGCCGUUGACCCAGACGAUGGGGCUAACUCCAGGAUAACGUAUUCCCUGUACAGCGAGGCACACGUUCCCGUGGCAGACAUUUUGGAAAUAGAUCCCGACAACGGAUGGAUGGUCACCAAAGGGAGCUUCAAUCACUUGAAAAACUCUAUACUUUCAUUUUUUGUGAAAGCUGUUGAUGGCGGCCUGCCCAUGAAACACUCUCUAAUUCCUGUUUACAUCCACGUGUUGCCUCCUGAGGCCGUUGUACCUUCUUUCACCCAGGUUCAGUAUUCUUUUACAGUGCCGGAAGACACCCCCAUAGGAGCAAUACUUGGUUCUGUCCAUCUUGGGCUUGGCCAGUCUGGAGUAUUUAACACAGUGAAUGGCGCACUAGCUGAAAACAAUGAGGAAGGGGUGUUUGUUGUUGAACGAGACACAGGUGCCAUAAAACUAGACAAAGCCCUUGAUCAUGAAACAAAUGAUGCCUUUCAUUUUAAAGUGUCUGCCACUAUGAAGCAAGGACGGGUAGAUGCUGUUAAUGUUGUUGAUGUGGAAGUAAAGGUCCUAGAUUUAAAUGACAACAAACCAAUCUUUGAAACAAAUCCUUAUGAGGCCAUUGUAAUGGAGGGAAUGCCAAUAGGAACCAAAAUAAUUCAAGUGAAAGCACUGGAUCCAGACUGGGAAGCAAACGGGCAAGUCACCUACAGCCUAGUGCCAUCUUCCGAUGCAGAGCUGGAUGAAAUCGGGGCAAGUUUUACUAUGGAUAGCAACACUGGUUGGAUCAGCACCUUGAAAGACCUUGAUCAUGAAAAAAAUCCUUCUUUUGCCUUUGUUGUGUUGGCAUCAGAUCUUGGGGAGACUAUUUCGCUUUCUUCCACAACGACAGUCUUGGUGGCAGUAACAGAUAUUAACGACAACGCCCCCAAUUUCGUGCAGGAGAUUUACAAAGGCUCUGUGAGGGAGAGUGACCCACCCGGUGAAGUGGUGGCCGUCUUAAGCACACAAGAUGAUGAUACCUCUGAUGUCAACCGACAGGUCAGCUUUUACAUAACAGAUGGGAAUCCAAAGGGAAAGUUUGCCCUUGGGCUGGUCCAAAACGAGUGGAAGGUGUAUGUGAAGAGACCCCUAGACCGUGAAGAGCAGGACAUGUACUUUCUGAACAUCACAGCAACAGACGGGCUGUUUGUGACGAGGGCUGUGGUAGAAGUCACUGUCAUAGACACAAACGACAACAGCCCUGUCUGUGAUCAGGCCUCAUAUAGUGCCUCAUUCCUUGAAGACAUAUCUCCAAAUCAAGUUAUUUUGAGGAUCAGUGCUGAGGAUGCUGAUAUCGGUUCCAAUGCCGAAAUCCAGUAUUCACUACAUGGAACUGGUGCUGAUGACUUUUUCUUGGAUGCAGAAACUGGUGAACUGAAGACCUUGUCCCCCAUGGAUCGUGAAGAGACCCCCGUGUAUAACCUGAUUGCCAGGGCCACAGACGGAGGGGGGAGAUACUGCCAGUCUGAGAUAGUCUUGGUGGUGGGGGAUGUGAACGACAACCCUCCAGUGUUUUCAGCCAGCCAUUACACAGCGUGCGUUUAUGAGAAUACUGCCACCAAAGUCCUGUUAACUAGAUUGCAAGCCACUGAUCCAGAUGUAGGUCUGAACAGGAAAGUGGUAUAUUCUCUGGUGGACUCUGCAAAUGGACACUUCUCCAUCGACAAGUCUUCUGGGAUCAUCGUCCUUGAGAAGCCCCUUGACCGUGAGCUCAAGGCUUUGUACAACAUCACAGUGAAGGCCUCAGACCAGGGGCUGGCUGUAAUGCUCUCUUCUGUGGUCACGGUUACCAUCAAGGUUCUGGACAUUAAUGAUAAUCCUCCAGUUUUUGAGAGACGGGAUUACUUGGCGACCGUUCCUGAAGACGUGGCUCUUGGUACCAAAGUUUUGACGGUAUACGCUACAAGCAAAGAUAUUGGCAGCAACGCAGAAAUGUACUAUAGCAUUAGAUCUGGCAACGAAAAUGGGAAAUUCUUUAUUGAUCCUCAGUCAGGAGCCAUCUCAGUUUCGAAAGAACUGGACUACGAGAUGUGUAAAGAUUAUUUCCUCACUGUGGAGGCCAGGGAUGGGGGCACUCCUCCAUUAAGUGCUGUGGUAACAGUGAAUGUUAACCUGACGGAUGUGAAUGAUAAUGCACCAACGUUCAGCCAGAAUAUCUACAGCGCAGUGAUUAGUGAAGACUCCUCCAUUGGGGAUUCUGUUGCCAUGCUAAUGGCUGAGGACUUGGACAGUCUAGUAAAUGGGCAGAUUGUCUUCUCUAUUGUGAGUGGAGAUCGGGAAAAUCAGUUUUUCAUUGAUCCCAUCACAGGACUAAUGAAGGUCAAUAAGCGUCUCGACAGGGAGAUGGUGUCUGGAUAUUCAUUGGCAGUGCGAGCUAUGGAUAGCGGUUCACCUUCAAUGUCAUCUACGGCAAUAGUGAACAUCGACAUAUCUGAUGUGAAUGAUAAUCCUCCCGUCUUUACCCCAGUCAACUAUACAGCAGUGAUUCAGGAAAAUAAACCCGUCGGUACCAGCAUGUUACAGCUUUCAGUCAGAGACCUUGACUCCUCCCACAAUGGACCCCCCUUCACCUUCACUAUCCUGUCUGGCAAUGCUGGCAAGGAAUUUGUAUUGGAGCAGACAGGAGUUCUGAGGUCUAAUAUAGUCUUUAGACAGGAAGAGGCAUCAGAGUAUGCUCUCCAAGUGCAGGUCAAAGACUCUGGCAGGCCCCAGCUUUCCUCCACCACCUCCAUCCUUAUCCGCAUAAUCGAGGAGAGCAUCCACAAGCCGAUCGCCAUUCCUCUGGAGAUAUACAUUGUGACAAUGGAGGAUGAGUUUCCAGGGGGAGUCAUUGGGAAGAUCCACGCCACGGACCAGGAUGUAUAUGAUGUGCUGUCCUUCACCCACAAGUACCAGCAGAAGAGUCUGUUUAAAAUAAACAGCCAGGAUGGGAAGAUCAUUGCGCUGGGGGGGUUGGAUACGGGGAAAUACAUGCUGAACGUCACGGUGAGCGAUGGCCGCUAUGCUGUGCCUGUGGAUGUCGUGGUACACGUGGAGCAGGCCACCCCGGAGAUGCUGCAGAGCUCGGUCACCAUUCGCUUCGAGAGCAUCUCCCCAGAGGACUUCGUUGGGCUCCACCUGCGCGCAUUCAAGCGAACCCUUCGAAACUCCGUGGCCACACAGAAACAGGACAUUCUUCACAUCCUGGGCAUCCAGCCGGUAGCAGGAACGAGCCAACUGGACAUGCUGCUUGCUGUGCAGACGCCAGGUGGGGGUUUCUACAAGGCCGCCUACCUCAUCCAGAAGCUGAGCACUUCCAGGAAACACCUUGACAACGUGCUCCGCAUCUCAGCCCUCCUGGAUAAGAACUGCUCAGGCUUGGAGUGCCAAGAGAGGCUUUGUGAGCAGACAGUCUCCCUGGACUCCCACUCACUAGUGGCCUAUAGUACAGCCAGGAUCAGCUUUGUGUCACCACGUUUCUACAGGAACACCAAGUGCACCUGCAGUGGUGCCGUCUGCCCUGGCACUUCGGAGCCUUGUGAAAACAAGCCUUGCCCUGAAGACAUGCAGUGUGUUGGACGCAUGGCAAGUCGAGGGCCGUAUCUCUGUCAGUGCCCACCUGGCAAACUUGGAGAGUGUGCGGGCCACACAUCCUUGAGCUUCGCUGGAAACAGUUAUAUUAAAUACCGGGUUUCAGAAAGCAGCAAGGCAGACGAGCUGAAGCUUGGAUUGCGUCUCCGGACACUGCAGAGCAAGGGGAUCAUCAUGUACACAAGAGCAGACCCCUGUACCAUCCUGAAGAUUGAGGAUGGCAAGCUGUGGUUCCAGUUGGACUGUGGCAAUAGCCCAGGAAUUUUAGGAAUCUCUGGAAGGACCGUUAACGAUGGGAACUGGCACUCAGUGUUUUUGGAACUCAACCGCAAUUUUACAAGCCUGUCGUUGGAUGACAGCUACGUGGAGCGCCGCAGGGCACCCUUCCAUUUCCAGCCCCUGGGGGUCGACAGCUCCAUCUACUUUGGUGCCCAGGUGCAGCCUCCCAGUGCCUGGAGCCUGAUAGACAAGAAGAGCCCUCAGGUUGUGGGGGGUUUCCAGGGUUGCCUGGACUCAGUUGUGCUGAACAACAAUGAGCUGCCUCUUCAGAACAAGCGGUCUCAUUAUGCGGAGGUAGUGGGCCUGACUGAGUUAAAACUUGGUUGUGUUCUCUACCCUGAUGCUUGCGAAAGGAAUCCCUGUAAGAACGGUGGAAGUUGUACAAGCCUGCCAUCUGGUGGUUUCGAGUGCAGUUGCACCUCACAGUUCACAGGGGCGCACUGUGAGACUGAAAUCACCUCCUGCUUCCCAAACCCAUGUCAGAAUGGAGGAUCCUGCAAUCCAAUAGGGAAUGCCUUUCUGUGCAGAUGCAGACAGGGUUAUGCAGGAGUCACGUGUGAAGAAGACAUCAAUGAAUGUGAAAAAGAGGAGUGUGAAAAUGGGGGGAAAUGUGUAAACACAUUUGGCGCUUUCUAUUGUAACUGCACUUCAGGCUACGUGGGGCAGCACUGUGGUCUAAGACCAGUGGUCGUCCCUAAUAUUCAGGCAGGACAAUCCUAUGUGGGUAAGGAGGAGCUGAUUGGAAUAGCCGUGGUCCUCUUCGUCAUCUUGGUCCUGAUUAUCCUCUUCAUAGCUUUCCGCAAGAAAGUUUUCCGCAAAGAUUACUCCCGGAAUAACAUCACCCUAGUCCAGGACCCUGCCACUGCUACUCUGCUCAACAAAGCCAACGGGAUCCAGUUCAAAAACCUGCGGAACAACACAGACCCCCGGAACCUCUACCAGGAGCCUGGUGGCCCUCCCCAGGUCCCGGUCCGACCCAUGGCCUACACCCCCUGCUUCCAGAGCAACUCCCGGAACAACCUGGACAAGAUUGUGGACAGCCUGGGGGUGGAGCACACCGAGAUGACCACCUUCCACACAGAGUCCCCACGCAUUCUCACCACCAGGAGAGGGGUGGUGGUGUGCAGUGUGGCCCCCAACCUGCCCCCAGUAUCCCCCUGUCGCUCAAAUUGUGAUUCCAUCAGGAAAACCGCAUGGGAGACAGACACUGAAGGUAAAGUGGUGGACACGGCUGAAGAAGUCACUUGUUUUUCAGGCAGUAAUAAAGGCAGUAAUUCUGAGGUCCACUCACUUAGCUCCUUCCAGUCUGACUCAUGUGAUGACAAUGCUUCCAUAGUGACUGUCAUACGACUGGUCAACGAUGCAGUUGACACAAUUGAAAACGAAGUGUCUGAAAUGGAUCAAGGGCAGAGCUACAACAGAGCUUAUCACUGGGACACUUCAGAUUGGAUGCCAAGCGCUCGACUGCCUAAUAUUGAGGAGGUGCCUAAUUACGAAGCUGGGGAUGGUUCCUCAGCCAAUCUCGGUAGCACCAGGGAGCUGGAGACUGACUACUACCUUGGCGGCUAUGAUAUUGACAGCGACUUCCCUCCUCCACAAGACGAGGAGUUUCUGAGCCAAGACCAGCUCCCACCGCCCCUCCCAGAGGAAUACCAGGACCACUACGACACCCUCCCUCCACCUCAACCGGUUUCUGUGGACAGCACCCUGAGCACAAACAGCUGCCACCGGCCUCACUUCCACCCCAGCCAGUACCUCCCGCCCCAUCAGUUCCCAGGAGAGAUGGAGGCCUUAGGGGCUCAAGGAGGGGAAGAGUUUAGCACGUUCCCAAUAGGCUCCAGUCAGGACCUGGAGACCGAGAACCAGGACAACGUUUCCAUGCGCCUGUCCACCAACGCUUCUUCCUCAGACGUUUCUGCCAACUGUGGCUUAGAUGACUCGGAAGCAGCCAUAAGUGACUUUGAAAGUGCGGACGAGCUCAAUUUUGACAGUAUCCGUGUCCCAUUCAUUGAAACCCAACAGCAGACAGAAGUGUAAUAUCAGUAGUGAUGAUAAAGCACACUUAACAUGAAAUACUUUAUUGGAAGCAUUGAAAAUAUACAAUAACAAAAGGGGCCAGGAGCACCUGUGAACAUUUCCAUGGUACUGAGUCACUGCCUGGUGAUGUCAUCACUUUAUAAAGCAGUUACUGUUUCUUAAAAAACUAAAAGAUUGUUUGCCAUUUUACAUGCAUUUGCAGUAAUGUAAUUUAUCUGUUCCAGAAACUGUAGACCAAGGGAUAUUAUGACAAUCAGGUUAUACUAAUAAAAUAAGUACAGUCUUAACACAUAAGUGAACAUGCAUUGUCAUCUCAUGUUUAGUGACUACUGUAGUAUGUUUUAACAUUUGUUUAGUCAGUUGCUGAAAAUGGAAAAGCAGAUCUAUAAAAAAAAUAAGAAAAAAUAAGGUUAACAUGAACCUGCAAAGCCUGGUACACACUGUCCGAUGCGAUCGUCGAAUCUCAUGGGUAUAACGCACUAGCCUAUGUGACUGAAAUCGAUCAGCUGAUUCUGUAAAAUCGCAUCGCAAAGCAUACACUGCCUGAAAAUUGCAUACCGGGCUUAAAAAUGAUUCAUUCUGUGUCUACAGAAUGUGUGUUGGAUAAUUAAACUGCAAGUACAGCUUGGCAUACAACUGAGACCCUUUUUUGAAGCUUGGCUGUAACAUGUACAUUAUUUACAGUAUUUGACCUUUUAAUUUGAGGUUACUGUGAUCCUCCCACCUCUGUACAUUCAGAACGAAUACACUAGAGUGCAGUCUUUUCUCACCAAUACCUUUAUAAAAGUAUGUGGGAUUUAAAGAAGUUUUAAACUGAUGCAGUGUUUUGAAAGAGCAUAGAACCUUUUUUUUUUUUUUUUUUAAAUGUGUCCUACCGGCGCACUGAAGAGAAGACUAUUGAAGAAAAAAAGAAACUGCCAAAUAUUAUAAAUAGUGUUCAACCAUGCACUUAAAGAUAACAGUGUAGCUAAAAGGCACCACUACACAUGCAGUGGAUCUGCCACCUAGACAUCAGAUCAACCCUUUCAUAUUCAGUGUGGCUAUGUGUUAACAGCCUUUUAUCCAAAAGGUCUUAGCCCUCGUUUAUAAAUAAAGGGUAAAUGCAGUUCCCAUAAAGAACACAGCACAAUUUUCCGAAUGAGUGGUCUUUGGUUUAUAAAAUCAGUGCUAUAAAAAAACAACUCAAACUAGAGAUUCAGUAUAAUAUGCGUAAUAAAGUAGGUCAGCAUUGGAGUUUUAUUUUUGAAGUUCUGAUGCAUAUUUCUUUUGUGGGAUUAUGUGAUUUUGAUUUAUGUGAACUAUUUGCACUAACUGAAAAAUUCCAUUUGCAUCUCAUUUCUGUAAGCUUGGCACAUAGCUAAACCAUAUUUUAUGAACAAACUUUUCUCUGGUAACAAGCCCUUCAUUAAAAUGGUACUAAGCUAUUGAUAUUAGACAAAUGGCAAGCACGUGCUAUUUGCGGUGGUAGGUCUUUUCUAAUACAUACUUUCCAUUACUAUAGUGCAAUGUAGUCUCCGCUUAGGUCUCUCUUUGUAUUAGUGAUGCACUAUUGAUAUGUACCUGUACUGGCCCUGUGGGCACAAAGUGAAUAAACUAAACUAAAUGUUACAAACAUUACAUUUGAUAUUGGAUUUUUAGAUUUUUUUCUUUUUUUUUUUUUUUUGUUCAGAAAUGUGUCGGCAUAAUACCUAUGCUGCCAAUGAGUUAAAAACUCUCAACAGCUGAUUAUAAAGAUUAAUAAUUGAUUUGGUUUCCAUUAUUAAUGACCUUGCAGUUACUUUCAAAACUAGUCAUGCAGAUUCAAAACGUGUCUUUAACUUUGCCAAUGAUAUCAAAGCCAUACUAAUACUGUAAAUAAGCUCUGUGCAGCGUUCCCAUUGAAACUGUAAUUGAAUUAAAAACAUUACUGUCAGGUCAUGUAGCAUCUUUAUCAACUGCAUUUUAUUUCAUGAACUGAAUCCAAGUAAAUUAUUAUUUAAAAAAAUAAAAAAAAACUUGCAUUUUAAUAAAUGUUUCUCCAACUAUAACAAAAACAAUUAAUUAGUUGCGUUUUAUUAGAAUCGUGGUCUUGUAAUAUAAUAUGCCUGAUGUUACCAGGUCGUUUUGUAAAGGAUAUAAGAUUGUGUUCAAAAUGUUUGUAUAAAGUGUAUAUAGUUAGGUUGUCGAAGAUGCAGGUUUUUGUAGAUAUUUGAUGCCAAUUAUGCUGCCUUUUGAAUUAUAUUGAUGUUAAAUGUGAAUGUCGGCAGAAAAGAGGGAGUUUGAAAUCAAAGACAAUUUAACCAUUUUUAAAAUGUUCUUUUUAUAAAAACUAGAAAAAUCACCUUUUAUGAUUUUUCUUCUUAAUUAACCAUCAUUUUCCAAAUUGUUAAAAUCAUUCUGACUUCUUUAUUUCUUUGCUUCUGGAUUUUGCACAUUGCUGAAUGCACACUAUUCUGAAUCAUUUGGCGAGUAUGGCUGUUCUCAACUUGUGCUUUUCACUUCCAAGAAUUCCAAGAGUCUCUUAGUAACGUUUUCUUUCCCCGAAGUUUUGCAGUAUUAAAAUGUGUAGUUAAUUACAGCAAUUGAGUGUACAAAUUGAUUUCUUUUUUAACUGCUGUUUUGUUUUCUAAGUCAGUGUACAAAAAAUAAAGAUACUUGAUCAACAAGGUUAGUGCAUGCCUUGUUUGUGUAUGUAUUUAGUUUGUUUAUAUUAAAAGCAGCAGUAUCACAGACUUUACAGACUUUAUAUAUGUGUAAUAUAAACCCCUCCGACAAAGUGUGCCAGUGAUCUUAGUCAUGUGACUUUUUCACUUUACCUGAACCUAAGUAAACUGCUGCAUUCUGUGAUCCUCCUCUUCAAGUCUGAUUGUGGAUAUUUUUCAAUUUGUAUACCCAUUUAUUUAACUUCAGUGGCCCUUGGAUAUCUGAGACUCUUUGAAAUGCAAACUUCAUAUUUGCUUUGCCAUGUGCAAGAAGGGAUGGUCUAUUUUUGUUCACAAAAUGCAAAUAUCUAAUGGUAUAUCUAUGAUAUGUCUGAAAACAACACUAUCAAAUUGUCUGCCUUAAAAGCUUAGGCUUACCUAUAUAAUGACAAUGGCAGCAAAGCUGAGUCUAUUCACAUAGCAGGAAAUACAUAUUAAUAUAUCAAUGCAUUUGAAAGGUAUUGUAUUUGUUUCUGGUAAACUAAAGUGGAAUAUGACUUUGUUGAGGACCAUAUCAAAUGGGGAGGCUAAAAAAACUAACAAAUGUAAAGCCCUGGUCCUUGUUGUUUCAUAGUUCUAUUAAUGUUGGCCUGUAAAGAGAUCUGUACAUGUUCUAGUAAUGUUUUAGGAGAUUGCCCUAAACUUAGCUAUAAGCUUUUCAAUUCAACUUUCUGUCUUGUAUGAGAUUUAAUACCACGGUCACAGCUUCCAAGGUUGUCAUUAGCCACCCUUUAUGUGCAAUUUCUAAAUAUGCCCUUCAAUUUGACCCGAGACCCAUGAUGAUUGCCAUAUAGGGGUUAGGUGAUCUUUUGUUUUCCACUUGAUAAAAAGAUCUAACACACUUCCUUAAGUCAGAGUGUCUCUCCAACUUGACAUUGCUGUUGCAGCUGAUCAGCAGUACUUGACUUCAGGCUCCAUAUAUGUAAAACUCCAGGCUUGUAUAGCUAGCAUUAAAUCAAUAAAUCUUUGCCUUUCAUCAUAUUUUAUGUCGUACUCUAAUACAUGAAGAAUUUGCUACAUAUGGCAUUUUGCUUUGGAAUCAGCAAGACGCAAUUCAAAUUUAUGUUAAAUGAACCAGUGUCGAUCUUCUGUGUAACUUUUAAUAUCCCUAGUAAUGACAACUGUCUCAAAAUCAAUACUAACAUAUUACAAGAGCAAUGAGGCAGCUAUAGCUACUUUAUUAACAAGCAAAUCCUGCCUGUGUAUACUUAGCCAUGUUCUAACUAUGCUUUACUGUGCGUUUAAUAAUAUUAUACCACAGGACACUGUUAUAAAGCAACUAACUUUUGUUAUUUGUACAACCAGUUGACUCCCCAAAUUAUUAUUUUUGUUUUUAAUAAUCGUAUUAGUAACAACACAAGGGCAUACACAACAACAUUGUGCAUAUAACAGGUAUCCUAAAACCCUUAUCAGAAAUACAUUCUUCAUCUUAAAACUUCAGCUCUUCAGCUACAGCCACAGCACUGCAACAUGAUGAUAGAUCGAAAAGACACAAUAGGGCAUUUUUCAAAAGUGGAAAGCACAGCUUUUCUGAAUACAGGAAGGCAUUAUGGGGAAAGCAUUCCGCAUCAACAAUAAAGCUGCAGCAGGCAGUAAUGCGAUGGACUCAACACCAACAACCGCAAUG